AGAAACGUUGGCUCUUUUGGGUCGAGUGGCUGUGCUUUCUUCUUCCUCCUUUCCUGGUCUCAUCAUUGACUCACCAAUGAUGAAGGGUCUGAUUAUUAUAGCAACGGGUUUCUUGUUGGUCCUAGUUGCGGAUUCGGCCGUCAUUCUCCACCAUCGAAUUCCUACAGAGUUUUAUUUACACAACAGCCAGUACGAUGAUUAUUACCAUCACCAGUGUCCCUUCCAGCAUUACCUUGGAGCUACAGACAAUGUUGACUCGAGAGAUUACUACCCCGACGUUGUUCCUCGCCAUCCCUUGGAAAGUAGUGCUGGUGAAAUCAAAAGACUGACGGAUUACGGCUAUAAUGACAUAGAGGGCAGACAGCACCAAAAACAUGGCGAUAGCAGUAAUGAAGUAGCAAUACCCAAUUACCGUUUGUUCCAUUUCGUGUUGAGGCUCGUCAGGGGAUUGCGGAGACACUUUCUUCCGGUUUACGCCACACAUCCCGAUGACAUUAGCAACAUUUACGCCCAGUACAACGAGCACGAACUGCGUCGGAUGAUAGAUGCGUGAAUCUAAUGAAGAAAGCGCCAUUGCCUGGAGGGAAAUCUAAAACUGAAAAAAAGAGAUAAAAUGCAACUCAUGUUGCUGCUGGUGGCACACAUGAUGAUAAGCUACAUACAUAUUUAUAUCGAAAAUUUAUUGCUAGCAAGUUGAAAUCUUGAUAUUUAAUCUCAUGCACCACAUGAAUACUAAUCAGACUGCCAUAACAAGAAAAGUGAUGCAGCCGAAAAAUGAUUCACGAUUCUGUCCAAAAAUGCAUGACACACAUUUGAAAGUUGCAAUCUUGAGAAUUUACUUUUAAUACAAUGUAUUACAACUGUA
This is a messenger RNA of Daphnia pulicaria, 865 nucleotides long. RefSeq lists its product as uncharacterized. The record is from RefSeq and is a predicted model, not a curated record. Lineage: Eukaryota; Metazoa; Arthropoda; Branchiopoda; Diplostraca; Daphniidae. Bases 77 to 553 code for a protein of 158 amino acids. The transcript is spliced from 3 exons.